Molecule: messenger RNA, 1344 nt
Organism: Pyricularia oryzae 70-15
Lineage: Eukaryota; Fungi; Ascomycota; Sordariomycetes; Magnaporthales; Pyriculariaceae
Exons: 2
Coding region: 371-1057 (228 amino acids)
Source: RefSeq, a predicted model, not a curated record
GACGGUUGUUGCAUGUAGCGUCCCACCCCGCUGCCAUGCACUGUAUGUCCCCAACACACCUGGCUGACGGACGCUAUCAGACGCGAAACGGGUGAACAAAAUCUUUAUCUUCUUGGUUUAUCCUUUUUUGAGACUAAAAAAAGAAAAACCGGUUUCUCCGCACCGAGCAAUCGUGACCGUUCAAGCAGCUUUGUCUGGCGGAUGGAAAGCCGCUCCCCUGGCUCCAUCCUUGCUAGGAUGGCGACCAGCAACUACACCCGAAUAGGCGAUGAUCGUCAACCCAGGAACACAAGAAUACAUUUCCAAGCAGCAAAUUUGACGAGGCCACUGCAGGGCCCUUAGUUUGGUUCCGGGCCAGAUCCCCGGAAAUAUGGAGGUUGUUUUCUUUGCUGGGAUGCAAGACAACCCGAGAAGGUGUCCGUCACACCUGUUGAAGUGGGCGAAAAACAAGCGUAUCACUGAGAACAUUGCCGUUAUUAGACGUGCUCGUUCCAGUGUUUACAUUCGCCAGAAGGGAAAAAGACAACGAGAAGAAAAAGAGUCGCCGACUGAAGACCAAAGAUUAGUUCUGCGAGACCCCUCGUCAAGAAUUAAGGAGACUUGCCUUUGGCUCGGGAACGUUCGCAGCACACAACCAGCACAACAACCAGUGGGGGGCUUGUACACUCGGAGCCACCAACCGACACAACCACAAGAUCAUAAAACCACCCACGUGUACGAGGGACACAACACCUCAAGCGAAAGGAAAAGAAUCGGGUCCUUGGCUGGCAGACUAAUUAAAGUCCACCGACCCGGGCAGAUAAGAAAGAUGUGUGUCCAGAUCAACCUAUUGUUUAGCUGCGGACAUCGCAGCUUCGAUCGGCUCGACAACUGUCGCAACUUGGGGGUAACAUGCUUCGGGCCAUCCUCCAAGCACCGAGACACGAAUGUCGAGGAAGAAUGCGAUGAGUGCACUAAAAAGCACUCGGACACGACCAGUGGAGUGCGGAAAGAAGAUCCAUGGGGGCGAGACAGUCCCUGGUACGGCAAACAGAAUGGCCAACACCUCUCAAAAUAGCUUCCAUGGCUAACAAACAGGGAGAGUUUCGCAUCAGCAACGCAAAGGGUUACUUGUGUACCUAUGAGGGGUUUUUGGGCGUCAGGCAGACUGCAAGGGAAUGUUUAGCGGAAUACAAGGGCACGAUAGAGGCGAAGCGUAGACAUUUGUGCUGUGGUGCAGAGCGGUUCUUGGGAAGAGGCCCGGAAGUUGUCAGACUGUGAAUGUCAAUGAAUGGCAGUUCGCUAAAUCAGCGCCUGAACCAGGGUUAAAAAAAAAUAGGAUUUUGAUUACCCCAACGUCUGUUC